AUGAGUGAUUUCAAGAACGCAAAGGAUGCGCUCAUCUCGAGUUUGUUUGAGCUAAGUAAGGCCUCUUCAGAAGCAGCCAACUCGGCCGUCAACUUUUACCGAGUCGUCACCGGCGGAGAAGAGGACGUCACCAGCGAACAGUUGCACGAUAUCCAGGAGGCAAUGAAAGCUGCCGUCAAGGCCACCUCGGGAGUCAAGCACGAGUUGGAGUCAGCCAACGGCAGCGGCAGCGGCAGUGCUGGUGCUGGUGCUGGUGCUGGUGCUGGUGGCGAAAAGACCAAGAAGAGAAAAGUCACCAAGGACCCCAAUGCGCCCAAAAAGCCAUUAACGAUGUUUUUCGCAUUUAGUUUCAACUUGCGCAAACAGAUUGGCGACGAGCGCAAAAAUAAGAACUUGCCCAAUUUGAGCGCCAUUGACAUGAACCAGAUGAUCAAGGACCGUUGGGACAAUAUCACUCCUCAGGAAAAGGAAAAGUGGAAACACAAGUACGACGAGGAGAUGAAGGAAUACCUUGUUGAAAAGGGCAAGUACGAGCAGAGCAAAAUCGACGGUACCGACUACAAGGCCCCACCUGCUCCAUAUGCCGACGGCCACAAGAGCCCCGAUGACAUGAAACCCAAAGUGACUGAAGUUGAUGACGAGGAAGAAGAGGAGGAUACUACUGCUGUUAUUGAAGAACCUAGUCGUGAGGAGAAGGAGAAAGAGAAGAAGAGAAAGAAGGAAAAGAAGGAAAAGAAGGAGAAGAAGAAGAAACUCAUUUCCAGCUCAUGA
Messenger RNA from Lodderomyces beijingensis, 771 nucleotides. The record is from the annotation of a GenBank genome assembly. NCBI's taxonomy places the organism in Eukaryota, Fungi, Ascomycota, Pichiomycetes, Serinales, Debaryomycetaceae.